UGCGCUCACGGUCUGGCUCACGACACGACGACGGAAGUAGAGUUCUGUCACCUGUCGCGCCAACGAGGAAUCGUCGUCCGUCAGCAGCAGCAGCAGCAGCAGGAGUGCCUCUUUCAGCUCUGCUCUGCUCUUCUUGCCUUUCUCGAGUGGAUCUCUUCUGCCGAAGCUUUGUCGAGAAUCGGAAGCCCGGGCUGCGGAUCAGAGCGGAGGAGUGCGAUCGGGUUGUGCUGAAUUCGGCGAUUUGGGGGUGAUUGUUGUUGCAGGAAAAUGGCGCUCCUACCCAAGAUUGCUCAGAGCGCCGCUUUGACGACCAGAUUGAUUCACAGCAGUGCCCCGGCGCUGGCAGGUGCACCUUCUUCUGCCACGGGCUCUUCGGGUGCGGAUUUCGUCAUUUCGAAAGUCGAUGCGUUGAUGAACUGGGCGAGAACUGGAUCCCUCUGGCCCAUGACCUUCGGACUCGCUUGCUGUGCUGUGGAAAUGAUGCAUACCGGUGCUGCGCGUUAUGAUCUGGAUAGAUUCGGAAUCAUCUUCAGACCUUCUCCUCGUCAGUCCGAUUGCAUGAUCGUCGCCGGAACUUUGACCAACAAAAUGGCUCCGGCUUUGCGCAAGGUGUACGAUCAAAUGCCAGAGCCUCGUUGGGUGAUUUCGAUGGGAAGCUGUGCAAACGGAGGCGGUUAUUACCAUUAUUCAUACUCAGUGGUCCGAGGGUGUGACCGAAUUGUCCCUGUUGAUAUUUACGUCCCGGGUUGUCCACCAACGGCAGAGGCUCUGCUUUAUGGUCUUCUGCAGCUGCAAAAGAAAAUUAAUCGCCGCAAGGACGUGACUUUGUGGUGGAAGAAGUAGAGGGCGCGAAGACGUCCCAUCUCAGAAUCUCGUCGCCAACUUUUUGGUUCGACAUCAGGCGGAAAUGUUUGAUACAGAGAGAAUGAACUGAAAUGCUUUUUCAAAAUCUAUCACAGGUCAGGCAUCUCAUGGAUUUGAAAGCGGAAGUUCGUUGUAAUGUAGGUAGGUAUCUCACCAACUUUAGGUGAUAGUCCAGUUGGGUUCACCUUUGAUAUUGAAACAUGGAUGCUGUUGUUGUGUACCAUUUGUUCUCCUCGACAGUUUCCCAGGAUGCUAUGGACACCUACCGAUUAAUAAGCUGAAAAAAUAAGUUUUCAAGCAUAGUGGGUUCUCAAUGGAACGGUUUAUUUUGCGAUUGCCUUUUUGAAAGUAGACGCUCACGGGUUUUCAACCUCAGUUUGCGGCAUGAGGAUUCCAUGUGGAUUAUACUCGUGUGAGUUGAAUGUCUUUUUAGUCUUAUACUGUCACAACGGAAGUCAUGAAGACAGUACAUUAAGGCGGUAAUUUCGUAGACUAUUUAUCACGAAAUUCUAGAACCCAUUUGAAGUAGAGACCUUCAAUUUGAGUUGAUUACUUGCCUUCGCUACUAUUUCAGUGUAAGGGUAAUUCAAAGGCA
Marchantia polymorpha subsp. ruderalis is the source of this 1459-nucleotide messenger RNA. Lineage: Eukaryota; Viridiplantae; Streptophyta; Marchantiopsida; Marchantiales; Marchantiaceae. The record is from the annotation of a GenBank genome assembly.